AGCUUAGACAUAUGUCUUCAAUGUGAUUUUCAUGACCUAGGACAAAAGUGAAAGAAAGGGUCAGUUGUAAAAGUAAGGAUUUUAGAUGUGUGGUCCUUUCUAGCCUCCUAAUAUGUGCUAUCUCAAAAAUAAUAGCAAUAGUGACACACAUGAAACAUAGGAAGAAAGAGGGGGAUGACAUACUGGAAAUUUUGUUUUAGAAAUUUUUAAGACUACACACACAAACCAGAAAAUAAAAAAUAAAAUUUAAAGGAAAAACAGACUUAUCUUCCCCCAAUUUAGCAUUUAUAAGCAGUAAACAAACAUUUAAUGGACGUUUUAUAACACUCUAUAAUGUGGUUGUGCACAGCUAUAAAGGCAUUUUUAAAUGUUUAUUCAUAGUACACUAGUAGUCUGCCUGGACAGAGACAGGGAGUGAAGUGAGAACCACGCCUUCUGAGUUGUCCAAAAAAACAAAAAACAAAAACAAAUACCUGGCUUCAGUGGCUGGCACGUGCGACGUCUUUUAAUUGGACGUCAGUUUUUGUCUGUACCACACGCCUUAAGGUCGCUGGCUGGUUUUGGCUCUCACUGUUCUGCUGGGUGAUGGCUGCAAUCUGAGGAGGUCAACUUGUGGAUUUUAACGACACACAUCACACAAACACACACUGUCUGGAUAGUGGACACCUGAGGAGGAAGAGAGGCCCACAGGACAGGAACAAUGGCCAAGUACCACUGGCAGAGUCAAAAUGUGAAGCAAAGUGGAGUGGACGACAUGGUCCUGCUGUCCAAGAUCACUGAGGACGCCAUUGUGGACAACCUCAAGAAAAGAUACAUGGACGACUACAUCUUUACUUAUAUUGGCCCCGUGUUGAUAUCAGUUAACCCGUUCAAACAGAUGCCCUAUUUCACUGACAGAGAAAUCGAACUUUAUCAAGGAGCUGCCCAAUACGAGAAUCCACCUCACAUCUACGCCUUGAGUGAUAACAUGUACAGAAACAUGAUGAUCGAUGGAGAAAAUCAGUGUGUCAUCAUUAGCGGUGAGAGCGGAGCUGGAAAGACUGUGGCUGCCAAAUACAUCAUGGGUUACAUUUCCAAAGUAUCAGGUGGAGGAUCAAAAGUGCAGCAUGUAAAAGACAUCAUCCUACAGUCAAAUCCUCUGCUGGAAGCCUUUGGUAACGCCAAGACUGUACGGAACAACAACUCUAGUCGUUUUGGGAAAUACUUUGAGAUUCAGUUCAGCAAAGGAGGCGAGCCUGAUGGCGGCAAAAUCUCAAACUUCUUACUAGAGAAGUCGAGGGUGGUGAGCCAGAAUGAGAACGAGAGGAACUUCCACAUUUACUAUCAGCUGAUAGAGGGCGCCAACGCUCAGCAGAAAGAAGGUCUGGGCAUCAUGACCCCAGACUACUACUACUACCUCAACCAGUCUGGGACGUACAAGGUGGAUGGAACCAAUGAUAGCAAAGACUUCCAAGAGACUAUGGAAGCCAUGGAGGUCAUUGGGAUCCCAGGCGACAUCCAGGCUCAGGUGCUGCAGAUCAUCGCAGGCAUCCUCCACCUGGGAAACAUCAGCUUCAUAGAGGCAGGCAACUAUGGGCAGGUGGAGAGCACAGACUUGCUCGCCUUCCCUGCCUAUCUGCUCGGCAUCGACCCCAACCGUCUGCAGGACAAGCUGACCAGCAGGAAGAUGGAUUCAAAGUGGGGAGGGAAGUCUGAGUCCAUUAAUGUGACCCUGAACCAGGAGCAGGCCACCUACACACGAGAUGCUCUGGCCAAAGCCCUCUAUGCACGACUCUUCGACUAUCUGGUUGAGGCCAUAAAUAAAGCCAUCCAAAAACCCUAUGAAGAAUUCAGUAUUGGAGUACUUGACAUUUAUGGCUUUGAGAUAUUCCAGAGAAAUGGCUUUGAGCAGUUCUGCAUCAAUUUUGUCAACGAGAAACUGCAACAGAUCUUUAUUGAACUCACUCUGAAGGCAGAGCAGGAAGAGUAUGUUCAGGAGGGGAUCAAGUGGACACCUAUCGAGUACUUCAACAACAAGAUUGUGUGUGACCUCAUUGAAAAUAAAUUGAAUCCUCCUGGUAUAAUGAGCGUGCUGGAUGAUGUGUGUGCCACCAUGCAUGCCAAAGGAGAGGGUGCAGAUGUUACUCUGCUGCAGAAACUGCAGGCUGCUGUGGGGACGCAUGAACAUUUCAACAGCUGGAACCACGGCUUUGUCGUACAUCACUACGCCGGCAAGGUGUCAUAUGAUAUCAACGGCUUCUGUGAGAGAAACCGGGAUGUGCUUUUCCCUGACCUCAUAGAGCUCAUGCAAAGCAGCGAAUAUGACUUCAUCCGCAGCUUGUUUCCUGAACACCUCAACACAGAUAAGAAAAGCAGGCCGACCACAGCCAGCUCCAAGAUCAAGAAACAAGCUAAUGAUCUGGUUAACACCCUGAUGAAGUGCACUCCGCACUAUAUCCGCUGUAUCAAACCCAAUGAGACAAAAAGACCGAAAGACUGGGAGGAGAGCAGGGCUAGACAUCAGGUUGAAUACCUUGGACUGCGGGAAAACAUACGUGUAAGAAGAGCUGGCUUCGCGUACCGCAGAAUCUUUAAUAAGUUUCUGAUGAGGUAUGCCAUUCUGACUGCAGAGACAUGGCCGAGCUGGAGGGGUCCAGAGCAGCAGGGCGUCCUUCACCUCCUUCGGUCUGUCAACAUGGAUAACGACCAGUAUCAGAUGGGACGCACCAAAGUCUUCGUCAAAAACCCUGAAUCGCUGUUUCUACUCGAGGAGAUGAGGGAGAGGAAGUUUGACACUUUCGCCAGGAUCAUCCAGAAAGCCUGGAGAAGAUACAUUGCCAGGAAGAAGUAUGAACAAAUGAGAGAAGAGGCCUCAGACAUCCUGUACAACUCCAAGGAACGGAGGAAGAACAGCAUCAACAGGAACUUUGUCGGAGACUACCUCGGUCUGGAGCAGAGGCCGGAGCUGCGACAGUUUCUGGCCAAGAGGGAGCGCGUUGACUUUGCUGAUUCAGUCAAUAAGUUUGAUCGCAGGUUCAAGUCUAUCAAGAGAGAUUUAAUCUUGACCCCAAAGGGCAUCUAUCUGAUUGGUCGAGAGAAGAUCAAAAAAGGACCUGAGAAAGGACAGAUAAAGGAGGUGCUGAAACGAAAACUCGAGUUUGGAAGCAUCAGUAGCGUCUCUCUCAGCACGAGGCAGGAUGAUUUCUUCAUCCUGCACGAGGCCCAGUACGACAGUCUGCUGGAGUCCAACUUUAAAACCGAGUUUCUCAGCCUACUGUCUAAACGCUACGAGGAUGUGACCAAGAGAAAACUGACAAUCUCCUUCACUGACAGACUAGAGUUCAGAGUGAAGAAGGAGGGCUGGGGUGGAGGAGGCUCAAGGGUGGUGGUCUUCCAGAGGGGGCAAGGAGACCUGUCCCAGCUCAAACCUGGAGGGAAGACCCUCACCAUCACAAUAGGAGACGGUCUACCUAAGUCUUCCAAGCCAACCAGGAAAAGUGCCCCACAGUCUUAUGGUGGAGGGAGAAAUCAUAUUGCCAACAGAGCGCACCAGAAUGGAGCAGCUCAGUUUUCCAGAGCCCCUCAAAACCGACCGCCAGAUACCACAUAUUCCUCCCCGCACAAACAGGGCCGGCCACCAAGCACAGCCCCGCCCAAACUGGGUUCCCAGAAAGCGCCGAGAGCCCCAGCACACAACCAGUACAACCAAGGGAACUUGGACUUCCUCAAUGUGCCUGACCAGGGCAUGUCAGGGAAGCAGAGGAAAAGGAGCAUCAAUCAGCGACCUCCUCCUGCUCCUAAACCGCAGCCUCAACCCCAGGGGCCUCGCUGCCGGGCGUUAUAUCAGUACACUGGCCAGGACACGGACGAGAUCAGCUUCGAGGCCAAUGAUGUCUUUGACCUGGUCAAAGAAGAUCCAUCAGGCUGGUGGACGGGCAGGAUCCGAGGAAGGGAAGGUCUCUUCCCUGGUAACUAUGUUGAAAAGAUCUGAUCAAGACUUGAUGGUUCCUCGUGGACUUCCUCUUGUCUGUUUGUCGAGAAUUAUGUGUUAUUUGUUGAAAGCAGCACAUACUGUUCCCUAAAGAAACUGCCUGUGAAUUGUUCAUGGUUGCAUGGUAGAUUUUCAUCCAUAAUGGAAACAGCGCUGUUGAAAGGUGGACCUCACUGACAUUUGAGCCACAUCUAACUUGUUUGGCAGUAUGCUGUACAAGCAAAGCACAGGAGACUUCACUGUUAUGGUCAUUAUCGUUAAAACACAGAUCCACUGCAAAGAGCAGCUCAGGUUUCAUGUCUCUGGUUGUGCCGGAUUGUCCUGUUCAGAAUGACCUAGCAACAAGCUCUUUGACUUCACCCACACUUCCACAAACCAUUUAUUUCAGCCGUUACUUCACUGAAUAUUACUCAAAGCUAAAGUUAGUCACUUAAGGCAAAAGUGACCUGCAUUGCUUUAUGGUGUCUACAGUGUUUAUAGGCUUUUCUCCAGAGCAACGUCCAAUACUGUUCAGUAUUCUCGAUUUAGUCACCAGCACAAUAUCAUGUAAUGAUAGAUACUGUAUUAGAACAAUGUUGAAUAUGCAACAAGUGAACUUGACUGUUACAUUUGCACCAUAACAAACCUGCUUCAGAUGAAUCAAAAAACAAAGACAAUACUUGUGAUUCACUUAAAAAAUAUAUUUUAUAUUCAUGGGUUAUUACUAAUAUCAUUGUUGCCAUUCCUCAUAUGUUUUUUCAGCUCAAUAAAAAGAAUAAAUAUA
Molecule: messenger RNA, 4733 nt
Organism: Seriola aureovittata
Lineage: Eukaryota; Metazoa; Chordata; Actinopteri; Carangiformes; Carangidae
Gene: myo1f
Product: myosin IF
Exons: 29
Coding region: 701-3970 (1089 amino acids)
Biological process (GO): actin filament organization; vesicle transport along actin filament
Cellular component (GO): vesicle; cytoplasm; myosin complex
Molecular function (GO): actin filament binding; microfilament motor activity; ATP binding
Source: RefSeq, a predicted model, not a curated record